AUGAACAGGCCCGUUUCCACUUGCGCUUACGACCGCAUUCUGGUUGUAAUGGAUACGAAUCAGUGCCCACUUCCUCUUGGAAGACUGUUCUUCGCCUGUAUAAAAAAAUACAAACAAGGACUGGGGGAUGAGGAGCUCCUAACAAGAGACAGAUUGAAACGAGAAUCGACACCGAGUUCCUCACCGUUAGUCUUCCUUUUCAACAAGUCGAGGAGAAAAUUUGCUGAUGUUUUAGAUAUAGAUUUACCAGAAUUCCAAACUAAGAAAGUUGAUAUUAUGUUAAGUGAUGAAGAAACAACCGAUGAAGUCCCACACGUUAUAGUAAAGAUUAAGACUUCAGAUAAAGGCAACACAAGACCUGAAGAACCUUUUAUCAAUAUGACCAAGUACAUGAUCGAUGAUAGAGUAAAAAAGGGCAACAAAUACAAACCAGCUCAAAUAAUUUCGAGAGAAGCACCAAGAAAACCAGGUGUAAGGGUCUUGAACCUGACUAAAAGCAUGUUCGACUACAAUGCUCAGAAAAUUUAUCACACUGUUAACGGUAUACGCCUGCGUUUGAGUAAGGAGCACGACCAAAGGAUAAUAUUACAAAUGGUUCAGAAACAGGUGGAGAGGGGACUUAGAGAACUGAGGGCGAUCAAAGAAAAAUGCGACAAAGACUUUAUAGUGCUCAGUAAUCAAAGGAGAAUAGCCCUGGGAAAACUGGCAGGUCUCAGGGAAGUUAUGAAACAAAAGAAGGCAUUGGACGAAAACUUGUCAAGAUUACUCGAUAAUGCAGUAGCAUUCAAUGUUGAUAUUCGAUAUUGA
Messenger RNA from Nezara viridula (southern green stink bug), 807 nucleotides. The record is from the annotation of a GenBank genome assembly. NCBI's taxonomy places the organism in Eukaryota, Metazoa, Arthropoda, Insecta, Hemiptera, Pentatomidae.